CGGAAGGAAUUCGCCUUAGAGUUUAGAGUCUGUUGUGAAGAAGAGUGAACGCACGACGUGACGAUGCCUGAACCUGCCAAGUCCGCUCCUGCGCCCAAGAAGGGCUCCAAAAAGGCGGUGACGAAGACCCAGAAGAAGGGAGACAAGAAGCGGCGCAAGAGCCGCAAGGAGAGCUACUCUAUCUACGUGUACAAGGUGCUGAAGCAGGUACACCCCGACACAGGCAUCUCCUCCAAGGCCAUGAGCAUCAUGAACUCCUUCGUGAAUGACAUCUUCGAGCGCAUCGCUGGCGAGGCCUCCCGCUUGGCCCACUACAACAAGCGCUCUACCAUCACCUCUCGCGAGAUCCAGACUGCAGUGCGCCUCCUGCUGCCGGGGGAGCUGGCCAAGCACGCGGUCUCUGAGGGCACCAAGGCCGUCACCAAGUACACCAGCUCCAAGUAAGCCUUGCAAGAGAGGCACCCAAGAACCCAAAGGCUCUUUUCAGAGCCACCCACUUCCUCUAUGAAAGAGCUGGAGGCACCUAACUGCCAUGAUCUCUGGGACAAAACUCAUUCCAAAACAAUACGCGUCUAAUAAAGCUGAUGUGGGUUCUCUUGA
This is a messenger RNA of Anolis carolinensis (green anole), 600 nucleotides long. RefSeq names its product histone H2B 5. The coding region runs from base 64 to 444 and encodes 126 amino acids. The record is from RefSeq and is a predicted model, not a curated record. Gene Ontology annotation, molecular function: protein heterodimerization activity; structural constituent of chromatin; DNA binding. The transcript has a single exon. Gene Ontology annotation, cellular component: nucleosome. Lineage: Eukaryota; Metazoa; Chordata; Lepidosauria; Squamata; Anolidae.